Messenger RNA from Gongylonema pulchrum, 382 nucleotides. The record is from the annotation of a GenBank genome assembly. NCBI's taxonomy places the organism in Eukaryota, Metazoa, Nematoda, Chromadorea, Rhabditida, Gongylonematidae.
AUAACGUUCGGUGCAGCGACAUCAUUAGUGAGCAGUGAAGCAGAACGGCCUGAUGCUGUAUCAAGUGUUAGCAAGUCAACUUCGGAAAGAAAGAACCCAUUUUUGGAUAUUGAAGAUGGCGAUGAUAACUCGAUUAACAUCGAAGAUGAGUCAAUGGAGCCAGAAGAUGUUGAUUAUGCCGCUACAGCCAGCUAUUACAGCAGUCAACCAUUCUUCACACAUCGACCGGGCCCAGUUUACACGAUUCCUGAAGAUGAGGAGCAAGAUGAUGGCCAAAUCAACACCGACUCGAAGUUUUACGGUAAAAUUCUCCAUCGCUUACCAUUCUGAUAAACUUAUAAACUGUACAUCCUUUCUGUUUAGAGCAGGUCUUAAUUUGUAA